UUUUAGUUCUAUUUAGGUAAACUCGUCUUUCUUAAAAAUGAUACUCUAAAUGUUAACAAGUGAGAGGCUAAAUAAAUAAAGCAAGGCCACGCCGGGCAACGAAACCCUAGAGAGACAAAGCCUCUUCCCAUUCCACAGCUCUUUUCAGAGACCGACAACCAGACAAGCUGCGCCGCCCAUCGUCCCAGCAGCAUGCAGCCGGAGAACACGCCGGAACCCUUUGACUGGUACGCAAAUAACGCUGACUACUCGUUCCUCGACUGCCCCGGCGGGAACUACGUCGUCCCAGCAUCAGCCGCCGCCGCAGCCGCAGGAAUAAGUAGCGUUACUCACCACAAAGGCGACAGUUUUGCCGGAAGCAGCCUUGCGGCGGCUCUCUUCCCGGAACCGGGACCGCCGGACAGCACCCCGGAAGCGCGGGCUCUGGAGGCUUCGAAGAACCACAGGGAAGCGGAGAGAAGACGGAGGCAGAGAAUCAACUCUCACCUGGAUUCUCUCCGAGCCCUUCUUCCAUGCAAUUCUAGGACAGACAAGGCUUCUUUACUAGCAAAAGUUGUUUCCCGUCUGAGGGAGCUCAAAGAAGAGGCGUCUCAUCAAUUCACCCAAACCCCCCUCCUCCCCUCGGAGAGCGACGAGAUUACACUCUCCUGCGACCCCGGCGGCGGCGGCGAAACCGGCGGAAGGCGGCUGAUGAUAAAGGCGUCCCUUUGCUGCGAAGACCGGCGGGACCUCAUCCCCGACCUCAUCCACACCCUCAAAUCUCUCCGGCUAAGCCCCCUGAGGGCCGAGAUGGUGACCCUCGGCGGCCGGGUCAGAAACGUUUUGGUUCUCGCCGGAGAUUUGAAGGACCACAGCUGUGCCGAUGAGUCCAUGUUGUUUCUCCGAAAUGCGUUAAGAUCGGUUGUGGAAUCUGCCGGUGGAUGUGAAGCUGCCCCUAAAAGGCCAAUAAUGUUUAAUGAUACUCCCAUGUAAUAGUCCUUGUUUGUUUGUCUAUAUAUGUUUAAUGUUUCCCUCCAUAUACAUAUGUGAAAUAUACUACCCUAAUUAUUACACCAUUAUAUUUACACCAUCCAUAUAAACCUAAUGGCCAUAUAGGGUAUGAAAGUAAAGUUAUUAAGUGAUU
Messenger RNA from Cuscuta campestris, 1123 nucleotides. Lineage: Eukaryota; Viridiplantae; Streptophyta; Magnoliopsida; Solanales; Convolvulaceae. The record is from the annotation of a GenBank genome assembly.